UUUGUCUUCCUGCCCGCAUCUCACCGGAAAGGUCGCCCCGUCUGGCUUUGCCCCGCCCCACGCCUGCUCGUCACUAUCGCCCCGCCUUGCGUCGCCAUUUGUCCGUAGUCGCUGAGCAAACAUGUGGGCUGCUCUCAGGGGGCGGCCGGGGCUCUACUUGGGGCUCCUGAGCGGUGCUCGAGGUCUGCACAGCUCGCCUGUGUCCUGUGGCAAGAACCUGCUCAAGAAAUUUGCUUCGAAAACCAAGAAGAAGUUCUGGUAUGAAGGUCCUUCCCUGGGCUCUCACUUGACCCACAAGUCCUCCCAGUUGGAGUUCCUGACGAAGAGCACCUCUCGGAGAACCCGGAAGGAAGACCAGGUGCGCCUGCGGGCCCUGAACGGCCUCCUCUACAAAGCGCUCACAGACUUGCUGUGCACCCCUGAAGUGAGCCAGGAGUUGUGCGACCUGAACGUGGAGGUCUGCAAGGUCUCUCUGACUUCAGACUUCUCUGCCUGCCGUGUCUUCUGGAGGGCCUCCCUCUCUGAGACUCAGAACGCACACACGGAGGCCGUCCUGCGGAGGAGUGCUGCGCACAUGAGGCAUCUUCUGAUGUCCCAGCAGACCCUGCGGAAUGUGCCGCCCAUAGUGUUUGUUCAGGACAAGAAAUACGCAGCUGUGAUGGAGAUUGAUCGGCUGCUGGCAAUUGCUGAUUUUGGACCCCGGGGUGAAAAAGAAGACUUUGUGCAAAAUGACUUCAGUGACCCCGAGGCCCUGGACGCUGCUUCGCCAAGUGAUACCCUGGGCCCUGCUGCACACUUGAACCUGUGUGGGAUUGACCAUGAGGCACUCAACAAGCAGAUCCUGGAGUACAAGAGGAGGAGAGACCGAGGGCAUGGGAGCAUGGACAACCUGUGGCCAGAGCACAUGGCUCACCUGACGAAGCAGAUGAGGAGGAGGAAGGCUAAGCCCCACGUGGACGAUGACCUCUCUCCCAAGAACUAUCUGCAGGGUGGGGAGUGACAAGCCCCUGGACGAUUGAGGGGCCUCCUGAGGAGUGCGCCCCAGGGUACGAGUGGGGCUCCAAGAAGCAGAGCAGGACCUGAGUUGGAGAGAAAGGACCAGGAGGCAGUGGAUCGUGACCUGGCUCCGGGCGCGUGUGCACUGUGGGUGCCAUCUGCACCCUUUGUGCAGUGUUGCAGGGGAGGCCUGUGGGAAGGGUGUAAAGCCCUCUUGGUGUAUGUCGAGCAGUCAGGCUUCCUUAUUUGGGAUCCACGUGUGCACGUUUGCUCACUCACUGGUUUCUCCACAGCCCCCAGAUCCGUGGCUGCCGUGCUCCCCUGGUCUUCCUGGACGCGCAGACACGUGGACACUUGAGUCCUGGGAUGCACACGUGACCUCUGUUCACAGAGGUGCUGCUUUGCCUGCUUCGUUCACCUUGUACUGUAAAUGGCUGUCCUCUCCGCAGUCAGGUUAGCGCCAUAUUAGUGCCUUUUGAUGGAGAUGUCAGUCCUGGCCCUGAGUUGCUGACGAGUUCUUCUGAAUGUGAGAUUCUGUUCUGUGACUUCCAAAGAGAGUGCGUGUGUUAGAUGAGCCUCGUUAGGAAAUAACCAUCUGAGUCUGACACAGAGAAUGUGUCCUAAACUUGGGGCGUCUCGACUCACCAAGUGUCAGCCUUGAAGUACUGAAAAUGCUACCAACCCAGUUCAGAUGAUUGGAGAAGGGUUCCUGCUGAGAUACAGAAGAGACGUUUGUAGCGCGGCUUUCAGGGUGUGUGAUCCCCCUUCUCAUAACAUCUCUUGGGAAGGUUGCCCAUAUCCCAGCAGCAGUGGUGUGGCCUGGAUGCUCCGUUCCCUGUCGGCACCUGGGACGAGGUGCAGUGCCCUGCAGGGAUGCGGCCCCUGCUGGAGGGCCAGCAAGUGUCCUGGGACACCGGCCAGCCACGUGCGUACCCGCUCUGGGCACAUGGCUGUGCGGCUGGUGCGUGUGGUGCCUUGGAGGGGUGCGGGUACCUGUGUGGGUGUUUCCUUAGGAAGGUGGGUGCUCACACAGCCUCUUGUCCAGACCAGAGAUGUCCAGAAGGAGGACUGGCCAGUGUGAGGAUGUGCACGGGACCUGCGCUGACGGGUGGUGUGGCGCACGUGGGAGCACCCGCCUUGAAGGACUGGGGGUGCCUCUGGGGUGUUUCUGGUGCUCUUGUCUUGCCAGGCUGGAACCAGAGCUCACACACGUGCCCUCGGAGGCUGGAGAAAUGCCAUCUCAGUUCUACCUGAAAGUUCAUGGUGCUGCUGUAGCCUUCGUGUUGAAGGAAAGCUGUGUCGUCUUCUGUAGCUUCCCUUGGGAGGAAGCCCUGCCCUGCAGCAGAGACAGCCCCAAACUGGCCACGACCAGCGGGAUGGCAGCAAGCUUCCCUAGACCUCAGGGCACCUUCCCUUUGUAGUCCUCCCAUCUCUCACACUCAAACACAUUCAGACACACUCAACACAGUGUCUCAGUGUGAGAACAUGCACGCGCACACACAUACCUCUAUACCUUCCCUUUGUAGUCCUCCCAACUCUCAUACAGACUCAUAUACACUCGGACACACACACAGCACAGUGUCUCAGUGUGAGAGCACACACAUGCACACACACACCCCUUCCCUUUGUAGCCCACCCAGCUGACACUCAGUGCAGUGUCUCAGUGCAAGGCUCUUGGUAGCCUUCCGGCUGCUGGGCCCUGAGUCUUGGUGAGAGGAAUCUUGCUGUCUUCCCUCCUAGAACAGCCAUGUACGGUAUAAGGACCGAUUCUGAGCCCCAGGUGCAGAGGGCAGAAGGGAGGUGCUGUCACAUUCCCUGGGGAUGGCAGCUCCGGGUGCCCAUGGACUCUCCUCUAGUAGCAUCCCAGCAGCAGCAGCCUGGACUCCACUUUCCCUAGAAGACUAAGCUCUGUCUAACCAGGAGCUUCGCUGAACCUGCUGUGUGAGCAGCAGCUCUUGAGUUAGCCAUUCAGUGUUUGACUUUACCCUCUGAAGUGCAUGCAGGUAGUCUCACCAGUGUUUGAAGACCUCAGAGUUUUCAGUAGCUGAAGGAAAAACUUGCACCCUACACUAUUUCAUUUAGCUCUGCAUAUCGGUUCCCAGUUUUAUAGAAUGCAGGUCCCUGCCGCAUUGUCUUCAUUUUCAAACUGACUUAUGCAUAGCACCUCUCAACAUGAACUGUGACAUUAUUAGAUCCAGCUUAUUAAAGUAAGAAUAUGUACGGAAGGAACUCUGAAAUGUUCAAUAAAGUCUCUUCACUCA
Molecule: messenger RNA, 3257 nt
Organism: Capra hircus (goat)
Lineage: Eukaryota; Metazoa; Chordata; Mammalia; Artiodactyla; Bovidae
Gene: RBFA
Product: ribosome binding factor A (putative)
Exons: 7
Coding region: 122-1000 (292 amino acids)
Biological process (GO): rRNA processing
Source: RefSeq, a predicted model, not a curated record